This is a messenger RNA of Sugiyamaella lignohabitans, 1029 nucleotides long. It is a transcript of the gene ADH3, whose product is annotated as alcohol dehydrogenase ADH3. The record is from RefSeq and is a predicted model, not a curated record. The transcript has a single exon. Bases 1 to 1029 code for a protein of 342 amino acids. NCBI's taxonomy places the organism in Eukaryota, Fungi, Ascomycota, Dipodascomycetes, Dipodascales, Trichomonascaceae. Gene Ontology annotation, molecular function: oxidoreductase activity; zinc ion binding.
AUGGUUAAAUCAUACAAAUCAAUUGUGGUUAACGAACCAGGUGCUCCUUUCACUUUCAUUGAGCGACCCAUUCCAACUCCUGGAGAUGACGAGGUUCUUGUCAAAGUUCUGGCCUGUGGUAUUUGUCAUUCUGAUCAUGUCACUACUGACGGCCAAUUCCCUGGUAUUCAGUAUCCCCGAGCCCCUGGCCACGAAGUUGUUGGCGAUAUUGUUUCUGUUGGUUCUGGCGUUAGCAAAUGGACAGUUGGCGACAGAGUCGGCGCUGGUUGGGUUGCUUAUUACUGCGGUGAAUGUUAUCAAUGCAAAGCCGGUGAGUUCCCCCUCUGUGUAAAUGGAAAGGUCACUGGUGUUCACAAUGACGGUGGCUAUGGUGAAUACACCAUUGUCCACAAAACCGCAUUGGUUUCAAUUUCUAAGGAAUUGGAUCCUGUCCUUACUGCACCUCUUCUGUGUGCCGGAUUGACUGUGUUCAACGGAUUGCAACAGGUCCACAACUUGCAAAAGGGUGACCUUGUUGCUGUUCAGGGCAUUGGCGGUUUAGGAAGUCUUGCUAUUGGAUUUGCCAAGCAACUGGGCUACCGAGUGGCUGCUCUGUCAUCCGGCGAAGCAAAGAGAGAUUUGGCACACAAACUAGGUGCUGACUACUACCUGACUCCUAAAGACGGCAAACAGUCUGAACAACUGAUCAAACUGGGCGGACCCAAGGUCAUUGUCUCAACAUCGGCCGCCUCCGAGCCCGUUUCAGACCAGUUCGAGUCGCUAACAGGCGGCGGCACCUUCCUUCUGAUCGCUCCUCUCGAGAGUUUCCAGAUCAACUCAGUCCCUGUUCUCACUAAAAAGCUCCGAGUACAAGGCGUCAACACUGGAUCCCCCGAGGAAGCCGAAAAGACCAUUAAAUUCGCCGGCGACCACAACAUCCAGCCCAUGGUCGAGGCAUACAACGCAUACGACCUCGACCAGGUCAACGCCGGCUUCCAAGCCAUGGACAACGGCACCGCGCGCUUCCGCGGCGUCCUCAAAUUCUACUAA